AUGUGGGGAGACUAUGGCUCCCAACGUGAACUUGCCAACACCAUGGGUCGUGGCAAAGCCACACUAUCAGAACUGCUCAAGCAUGUGGAGAAGAAGGGAGAGGAGCUAGGUGCCUUUUUGUGGGAAGAAAUACUAUAUGAGAAUGACCAAGGAUGUUGGCAGAGUUCAUUGUUGACUCAGGAGCGGAAGGAUAGCAUCAUUGCAAUUGUCACCUCAUUGGGCAAUACCCGGAAAAAAGAGAGCUGGCAGGCUGUUGUGCAUGGUAGUUUUGGCCAGAUUGUACUUGCAAUGAGCGUUACAAUAUUUGAAAACUUCAUGUACAAGGCUGGUUAUGCCCAGAGAAGGCCAGGAUGGAAGCCAAAGUUGACCCCUGAGCAGGAGGAGGAGCACUAUCAAUGGGCACUACAUGUAAGAGGUUAG
Macroventuria anomochaeta is the source of this 420-nucleotide messenger RNA. RefSeq lists its product as uncharacterized. NCBI's taxonomy places the organism in Eukaryota, Fungi, Ascomycota, Dothideomycetes, Pleosporales, Didymellaceae. The coding region runs from base 1 to 420 and encodes 139 amino acids. The transcript has a single exon. The record is from RefSeq and is a predicted model, not a curated record.